Messenger RNA from Styela clava, 3002 nucleotides. RefSeq names its product ovochymase-2-like. The record is from RefSeq and is a predicted model, not a curated record. NCBI's taxonomy places the organism in Eukaryota, Metazoa, Chordata, Ascidiacea, Stolidobranchia, Styelidae. Gene Ontology annotation, molecular function: serine-type endopeptidase activity. Gene Ontology annotation, biological process: proteolysis.
UUAACUAUUUUUACGUUGCGUCACUCCGUAUCUACUAUAUAUAUUCGCGCUUCGACUGCUAGUCGGGUACGAAAAUGAAAUAAAUUUCCAAGAAUACUCAAUAGUUAGUUAAAGUUCAAAUUUGUUAAAAAAUUAUGCUGAAAACAGUUUCAUUAUUGAUAUUUAUCUCGUCGGGAUGGUUGGAAGUGUCGUUCUCUACACAAGAAGCUGUUCCAGUAUCGUGUGGAUAUUCCGAAAUUACAUCUAAUAUAAAUAGCCGAAUUGUUAAUGGCACUGAAGCAGUUCGAGGAAGGUGGCCGUGGCAAGCUAUGAUAUUACGACGUGAAGCUUCCAACCGAUGGUUUCGUCAUAUUUGUGGAGGGACUCUUAUUGCAAAGCAAUGGGUCGUUACAGCUGCUCAUUGCAAUAUAAGAUACCCACCCUCUGAGUUUCAUGUCUCGUUGGGAAGAAUUUACCUAUCCGACGAUAGAAAUGAAUCAUCGAAAAUUACCCUUGCGGUUAUGUCUGUACAUCGUCAUCCAGCAUACCAUAGGUGGGCGAAUGCUCACGACAUCGCAUUGUUCAGAUUGGCGCACGAGUUAACUUUCAACGAAUACCUCAAACCAGCCUGCUUACCAACGCCAUCUACUGAGUUGAAGAGUGGACAGAUUUGUACAGUAACAGGAUGGGGAGAAACGAAAGGAACGGGAAGCAGAGGUAUAUUAAGAGAAGCUUCAGUUUCAAUCAUUGACAGAGAUUCUUGCGUUUCCUGGUACCAAGAAGAAUUAAUUUCCAUUCCAGAGAAUCAUACAUGUGCAGGACACGAAGAGGGGUUGAUUGAUUCAUGUCAAGGCGACAGCGGAGGCCCACUUGUAUGUUCGGAAAUCGAUCAACGUCUGAACAAACAUGCAUUUGUACUUCGAGGAGUAACCAGCUUUGGAUCCGGAUGUGCUCGAAGACAGCGGCCCGGAGUUUAUACCACCGUAUCAAAAUACGUUGGAUGGAUAAAGGCUACACUUGCGGACCAUUCAACUUUUCCUGAUGAAUGUACUACAGCAAGAACAUCGCACAUUAAUUCAGGUGGUUUAGUAACGGGAAAUGGAACAAUAAUCAGACCUCCAAUAAACCCGUUGUCCGGUUUUUACCAAUCAAAUACGGACAUUACUUGGGAUAUAGCGGCGCCACCUGAUAAGCACAUCAUUUUGGAAUUCAUUUGCCUUUUUAAUUUGCAAGGAAGUUUGGGCUCUUGUAACGAUUAUGUUAACAUAUCCUCCAAAUUAAUUGGACAUGAAGAAAUUUUCUGUGGAAUGAGUACACCUUCUCCAAUCACGAUAAAGCAUCAUAUCACGAGCAUUCAAUUUCAUUCUGAUUCCAGCAAGGAAAGCUUUGGGUUCGUAUUACGGGUGACAUUUUCCAGGAAAGAAACUUCGACGCCAACCACCGCAUAUCAUUCAUCAACUGUUCCAAUGAAACAUAUAACUCCUGCACAACAACCUGAUUCAACAAUUGGCGUAGAGACAACUGUGCGUUUAGCAACUACGCAUUCAUUAUCAGGAAAUGGAAACAACAUAAAUUCUACAAAACCGACGCUCAUUUUAACGACGAAUACUAGCGAAGCAACAGAAACAACCACUGAUCAAUUGUUCACCACAUAUACUCGGGAGAAUCUUACCAACCAUCCCACUACAGAUGCAAAACCUACUACCUUAUCCGCUGCAACUAAUUUUAAUGAUGAUACAACAAAAAUAUAUUUGAUAUACAACACCACAAAAAUAAUUAUUCCGUCAAUUGUUUAUGGGAAUACAACAGUGACUGGUAGAAAUGAGGAAACUACAAAGUAUAUCAUCCCAAAAAGGGUCACAGUGCCUUUUACCGAGCCAGCAACAACAACUAGUUCUUCAAAACCUUUUACUUUCAACCAAAACGUUUUACUUUCGACUUUCACCUUGCAUGGAAUCAUGUUACAUGCCACUGCAUGGUUUCAUUUCUUUUAAAUCAACGAAUAUUUUAUAUGUUUAUAAUGUUUUUGACAUCAGGCAACGCCGGUGAAACAAUGAGCAAUUGUGUGAACUUAUGUGUACUUUUUAAUGAUGCGUUUGUGAAGAUAUAAUUAAAAUAUUUGAAAAAUGGAAAAUAUAUUUCAUCACACAUACACUUGAAGUCAUGACACAACCGCACCUAUAUAUAGCUUCGCAUUUUAGUGUUUAUUAUUUCUCAGAAUAAGUUUUAAAAAGGUUCUCUGAUAUAUAGUAACAUUGUCUACUCAUAUUGUCGGAAAAAUCGCAAGUUUCCAUAUUCUCAGAUUGUCAUGCAUGACGAUGCUCUUGUUUGAAUGAAUUUAGAAAAAUACCUGGCCAGUUCCUAUGCAUAAGACGCAAUUGCCGGAGGCAAGGAUUUGUUGACAGCCGUAGCAGAUCAAGGUAAUGAAAAAUGCUGCUCAACUAUAGUUGAUGUAAAUUUAAAUAUACUGAAAUAGCUAUAACGCACAAGUUAUAUAUAAGAUAUCGGUGUAUCUAUACUGCAAUGAUAUAAAAUCAAUUAAAUGGUUAUUGUGUCUGAAAUAUAGCCUACUUAUCGCCAUUCUGUCUGCACCUGAUCACUAGCGUUUCAACGAAAACUAGAGUAAAACAAAUGCUGCAGCGAACCCAAUAGGCUUGAAGAAUUAUGUUUCAGUUAUUCUAAUUCAACAUUGCUGUCACACAAAUCUUUUAUUUUACUAGCUUAAUGGUGAAAAUGACUGCAGUAAAGAUGAAAACAGUAAAACGAAAAAAUGAUAGCAAUUAAAAUUUCAACAACAGUAUCACUGUGGAUUCUUUUUGAGGUAUAUUGUAAAUUUUGCAAUACUUUUUGAAUCUGACUACCAAAUGCCAUGAUCAAUUGUUAUGUACAUAUGCUCUAUUUAGGGCUGGGCAAUAUAAUACAUACUUACACAAGAGGAUAUUUUUGUUUGAAAUUUGUAUAAAAAUACAAAUAGAGCAUUAUUAGUGACUCGCGGUGAUUUCUGGCCAAUACAAUUUUCAAAU